Molecule: messenger RNA, 1032 nt
Organism: Mobula hypostoma (lesser devil ray)
Lineage: Eukaryota; Metazoa; Chordata; Chondrichthyes; Myliobatiformes; Myliobatidae
Product: probable G-protein coupled receptor 139
Exons: 2
Coding region: 1-1032 (343 amino acids)
Biological process (GO): phospholipase C-activating G protein-coupled receptor signaling pathway
Cellular component (GO): plasma membrane
Molecular function (GO): G protein-coupled receptor activity
Source: RefSeq, a predicted model, not a curated record
AUGAUGAGAGUUCUGUUGAGUGGAAUCUGUCGGCUGUACACCAGCCGAUCAUCCUACAGCUACUGUGUUCAGCUCUGUCACGGCUCUCAUUCCCUACGGCUGGUGUCUGAAUGGGGCUUCGAGGCGAACCUAUUGACGAUAGUGGUCCUUUUCCUAGAGAAUUGCGGCCUUUCCAAAUGUAUAUCCCACUACAUGGUUGCCAUGGCAAUGGCAGAUCUCCUGGUGAUGCUGUUUUGUAUAAUCGCGCAUAUCGUCAUGUACCAGUUUCCAUUCACCUUCCUGUCCUACACGUCCGCCUGCAAGGUCGUCCUGUACUUCAUGUCGACCAGCCUACACACCUCGGUCUGGUACACUGUCCUGUUCACAGCCGAUCGGUUUGUAGCGAUCUGUUAUCAGAAACUGAAAGAGAAAUAUUGCACAGUGAGGACAGCUGUUGCCGGCAUUAUAACGGUGCCGCUCCUGGUGCAUUUACAGAGGGUCCCAUAUCUAUUUCAGUCUAAACCUGUGAUUACAGUUAAAGGUAUUCAUUGGGGUUGUCAGAUGAGUUCGUGGUUCAUGACGUCUCUUGUGGGAGUCGCAUUCUCCAUUCUGCAGAUUAUUUCAACGUUUAUAAUACCUUUUAUUCUGAUAGCCCUGUUUAACUGCCUGACAGUGAGGCGCAUUUUAGUAGCCAGUAAAGUGCGCCGAGAACUGCGCGGUCACAGCAGUCAAACACAGAAGGAUACGGAGAUGGAAGGCCGCCGGAAAUCCAUCAUUUUACUCUUUAGUGUGUCCGGCAGUUUCAUUCUGUUGUGGCUGACGGUCACUAUAAGUUUUCCGAUCACCGGACUCACAGGAACCGCGCAUUACGACGGCGAUUACACCGACCCUGCAUUUGUCGCUACUGAAGCCGGCUACAUGCUCAUGUAUCUGAGUUCCUGCACGAACGCCUGCAUUUAUACAGCGACCCAGGCUAAGUUUAGAGAAGAAAUGCGGCUGUUGUUAAAAUCUCCUUGGACCCUGUUUUUAAUAUUGGUUAAAAAACACAGUUAA